Messenger RNA from Vanessa atalanta (red admiral), 2354 nucleotides. It is a transcript of the gene Scr, whose product is annotated as homeotic protein Sex combs reduced-like. Gene Ontology annotation, biological process: anterior/posterior pattern specification; negative regulation of transcription by RNA polymerase II. Lineage: Eukaryota; Metazoa; Arthropoda; Insecta; Lepidoptera; Nymphalidae. Gene Ontology annotation, cellular component: nucleus. Gene Ontology annotation, molecular function: DNA-binding transcription factor activity, RNA polymerase II-specific; RNA polymerase II cis-regulatory region sequence-specific DNA binding. The record is from RefSeq and is a predicted model, not a curated record. Bases 331 to 1395 code for a protein of 354 amino acids. The transcript is spliced from 3 exons.
AAAACACCAACGGUUUUCCGCCGCGACAACACGUAACUUUCGGAAACCUUUGACUCAUACUUGCGUCUUCGAAUACGAUAGCCGUUUUAUUAGUGUGAAGUGACGAUAUAUUGUGGGAUGUUUGUGAUUUUUGUGCGUUUUAAAGUUUGACAACGCUGACUUUGAAACUAAUUAGAGUCCAUCAAUCAAGCUCCACUCUACGAGGACAAUUGAGACGGACCGCGAACAUCUGUAGCACUUAACAUGUCCAACUAGACAAUUCAGUGUCCGACUAAGAAUGACAAUCUUCGAGUAAACUUCAGGGAAAAGAUAGAAAACAAUCUGUUACCAAUGAACGACCUAAAUUAUAACGCAGGAAUGAGUUCCUACCAAUUUGUGAAUUCCCUCGCAUCUUGCUACGGGAAUCAAGUCCCGGGACGUACGGGGACCCCUGUAGAGCAAUCUGGCCAUCCAGGGCUUCCUACUCCCGGCGCAGAUUACUACAAUCCAAACGCUACAGCGUCAUAUCCAAACACAUGUUAUUCUCCGCCGCAAGUCGGGCAUCAUUAUCCUCAACACCCUUAUGCGACACCAGCAGCCGGGGCUCACAUGCAGCCUCAGGCUAUGAUCGAUUACACGCAACUACACCCACAAAGACUAGGCAGUGCAGCCAGUCAUAUGCAUCAACAUUCAAAUCCAAGCCCUGGUGCGCUGUCACCUAAUCUAAUGUCCACACCACCUAGCCAAGCUGCUAGUGCAAGUUGCAAAUUCGCUGACUCGACUUCCACGACUGGAGUUGCAUCCCCACAAGACCUCUCCACUUCGUCGGGCCCUGGACGAACGUCACCGGGCUUUGGGAGUGUUGGUCAGAAUUCAGGUGGAACGACUAGUACGAAACUAGGUCUUACUACACCCAUUGCUUCUCCAGUGGAACAUAAGGCGAAUAUAAACCAAAAUAUUUCAAGCCCCGCCUCAAGUACAUCCAGCAAUGAAAGCAACGAAGCUAAUAACUCGAGUUCAAGUAAUACGAAGAAUACAAAGUCUGCUUCCAAUACGCAGGCGAAUCCUCCGCAAAUUUAUCCAUGGAUGAAACGUGUUCACCUAGGGCAAAGUACGGUAAAUGCAAAUGGUGAAACAAAACGUCAGAGGACUUCGUACACUCGGUAUCAGACGCUGGAACUCGAGAAAGAAUUCCACUUUAACAGAUAUCUGACGCGGAGAAGGCGGAUCGAGAUAGCGCACGCGCUGUGCCUCACCGAGCGCCAGAUCAAAAUCUGGUUCCAGAACCGGCGCAUGAAGUGGAAGAAGGAACAUAAGAUGGCGUCGAUGAAUAUCGUGCCUUACCAUAUGAAUCCGUACGGUCAUCCCUACCAAUUCGAUCUUCACCCGAGCCAAUUCGCUCACUUGUCAGCAUAGGAUCAGUGGAAUUUUUCGAAUAGUGGAUAACUGAUUUAUUAAAAGAAAAUUAGUCGACCGUACAUCGGACGGAGUUGUGUGUAACAUCUUCAUAAGGAUAUGAGAUGUUACAGCAACUAGACUAGAUCAGUUAUUCGCUGUUCGAAAAAUUAUCAAUUAAAUAUAGACUAAUUUGUUGAAGUUGUUGUUGUGACAUUCAGUGACGUUUUAAAUAAAAGUGCUUCUGCUGUAAGACGCGCGAGAGAGAACCCAGGAGACAGUCGAGACCAAACAGGACAAUCAACUACAUUCAAUCUUGAACUAUCUGUAUUUACAUAACUGGUAAAAAAACAUACAUUUCUAUACAUUGAAUAAUAUGUAGCUACGUUUAUUGUUAAAUUAAAAUCAACAAAACUAUGUCAAAUUGUUGAUUUAGAAAGAAUUUUGCCUAGUCAUAAGCUAUAAUUUGAUCUGCAUACUAUUCCUAAAAUUGUAAGAUAAAAACGAAUAAUAAAUAUUAGUGUAAAUUGUGAUGGCUAGUUAGAUUUAAGCUAAGGCAUGUUUGUUAGAUUCGAACUUUAAAAAAUCAUCUAUAAAAAUAAUCAAGGAACAUUUAAUAUACAAAUUCUAUGUUUAUAAAUAAGCCGUCACCCCAAAAUAACAAAUUCGGAAAUGUACAGGGAUAAGAUAAAAUUUGGCGAAUACAAAAAUGUAAUAUUGAAUACGCAUGAUUUUUACUUAAAACAUUUCAUUACUCUAAAUAGCGAGGAGUAAAGUUAUUUUCUAGAUUAGCGAGGGCUUGUAAAAACGCUGUGAACUUAAAAACAGGAUAUAAGCUCAGUUAAUAUCUGUGAAUAGGAAGCUAUUUGAUCUUAAAUUGUAAAUAUUGAAACUGUCACUAGUAGGUAUCUGAAAAAGUUUAAUAUAUUCAUUAUAGUGUCAACUUUUUCGAUGAACUGUUUUAUGUUCCUGUUCUUAGU